UCGUGCAGAACUGAACUCAUAUAAAGAUACAAGUAUAAAACCCGUCACUACACACACGUGCCUCUUUUCUUUUCUUCCAUUAGCAGCGUCAUCAUCAUCAUCAUCAUCAUCAUCGACAUGGCCCACGCACGCGGCGUCUACCUCAACCACUCGACGGGCCGCUCUGUCCGCCCCGUCGACAACGCACCCCUCGCCCAGGCUUUCCAUCAGCAGCUCCCCUCCUUCGCAACGACGCCCCUCGUCUCUCUUGAUGAAGUCGCCAGGGAGCUCGGCGUCAGGGCCGUCUUCCUCAAAGACGAGAGCAACAGGCUCGGCCUCCCGUCCUUCAAGAUCCUCGGCGCGUCAUGGGGCACCUACCGCGCCGUCACCACACACCUCGGCCUGCCCGCCGACACGCCCCUCGAGCAGGUCGCAGAGGCCGCCCGGAAAAACUCCGUCUCGCUGUACGCCGCCACCGAGGGGAACCACGGCCGCGCCGUCGCCGCCAUGGCCCGCAUCCUCGGCGUGCCGGCGCACAUCUACAUCCCGAGCACCGUGUCCGACGACGCCGUCACGCGCAUCGCCUCCGAGGGCGCGCACGUCGUCGUGAGCGACGCCCACUACGACGAGGCCGUCGCCGAGGCCGCGAGGGCCGCCGCGUCGAUCUCCGGCGGGCUGCUGAUCCAGGACAACGCGUUCGAGGGGUACGAGCAGAUCCCCGCCUGGAUCGUCGAGGGGUACUCGACCCUCGUCCUCGAGGCCGAGCAGCAGGUCGCCGAAAGGGGCCUCAAGCCGUCUCUGCUGGUCACCCCCGUCGGCGUCGGGUCCCUGGCGCACGCCGUCGUCUCUCACUGCAAGUCCGACGGCCGGGACUGCGCCGUCCUCGCCGUCGAGCCCGAUACCGCGCCGUGUCUCUGGACGAGCCUCACGGCGGGAAGGCCGGUCUCGGUGCACACGUCGCGGACCAUCAUGGAGGGCCUCAACUGCGGCACCGUCUCGCUAACGGCCUUUGACGACCUCCAGGCGGGCAUCGACGCCAGCGCCACCGUCUCCGACUUGGAGGCGCACGAGGGCGUCGAGUACCUCGGGACCAAGGGCGUCAACAGCGGCCCCUGUGGCGGCGCCACCGUCGCGGCUCUUCGACGGCUCGCACAGGUCAGCCCGAGACCCGGGUUCCUCUCGAAGGAUGCCGUCGUCGUGCUGCUGAACACCGAGGGCCGGCGGAGCUACAAGACGCCCCUGGACGUCUCCGUCGACGACCCCGUCAAACUGACGCAGAUCCUCACGUCCAUCGACUCCUCGAACCCGGACCUGUCCGCGGCGUCGGGCGCGGGGGAGACGGAGGUCGCGGCCUACAUCUCCGCCUGGCUCCAGCACCGCGGCAUCGAAACCCACUGGCUGGAGACGGCGAAGCCCGGCCGGCCCUCCGUCGUCGGCGUUCUCCGCGGCCGCGGCGGCGGCGGCAAGUCCCUCAUGCUUAAUGGACAUAUCGACACCGUCAGCUUGUCGAGUUACUCGCCGGACCUAGACCCGCUGAGCGGAGACCUGAAGCCGGACGACGACGGAGGCCGCAUCUUCGGCCGCGGGGCCGCGGAUAUGAAGGCCGGUGUCGCCGCAGCCAUGGCCGCCAUGGCCCGGUUUAUCAACACUGAAUCCUCCUCGUCACUGUCAUCGUCGUCGUCGUCGUUAUCGGCAUCGGCAUCGGCAUCAAGCUCCGCGUUACUGCGCGGCGACGUCAUCCUCGCCGCCGUAGCUGACGAGGAGAAUUUCUCCUUCGGCACUCAAGAGGUCCUCGACGCCGGCUGGAGGGCCGACGCCGCCAUCAUCCCGGAGCCGACGUCCCAGGAGGUCGUCAUCGCCCACAAAGGCUUCGUCUGGGUCGAGAUCGACGUCCUCGGCGUCGCCGCCCACGGGUCCAUGCCCGACCAGGGCGUCGACGCCAUCCUGCUCGCCGGUGCGGUGCAGACGGCGCUCCUCGAGUACGCCGGCACGCUGCCGGAGGAUCCCCGACUGGGGAGGGCGUCUUUGCACGGCGGCCUGAUCCGCGGCGGCGAGGAGCCCUCAAGUUACCCGGCGCGCUGCACCCUGACGGUCGAGUUCCGGACGGUCCCGCCGCAGACGCCGGCAUCCAUCCUCGCGGACGUCGAGGGCAUCUUGAGGCGCGUGGCGUCCGGCAACCCCGGGCUCAAGUACGCGCCUCCUCGCGUCACCUUCUCGCGGCCGUUUUUCGGCAUGGACGAAGGGGACGGCUUCGUCAAGACGUUCCUCUCUGGCGUGUCGAGCUCGUUGGGCGUAGAUGCCCCGGCCCCGGCUGCGUUGUCCUUCUGGUGCGAUGCCGCGUUGCUGUACGAGGCCGGCAUCCCUUCCAUCGUGUACGGGCCCAAGGGCCAUGGGAUUCACAGUAAGGAGGAAUGGGUCAGCGUAGCGAGCAUCCGCGAGGUGACGACCGUCCUCGAGACCGUUAUCAAAGACUUCUGUGCCUAGU
This is a messenger RNA of Colletotrichum destructivum, 2464 nucleotides long. Its product is annotated as Putative tryptophan synthase beta chain-like, PALP domain, peptidase M20. The transcript has a single exon. The record is from RefSeq and is a predicted model, not a curated record. Gene Ontology annotation, molecular function: hydrolase activity. Bases 118 to 2463 code for a protein of 781 amino acids. Lineage: Eukaryota; Fungi; Ascomycota; Sordariomycetes; Glomerellales; Glomerellaceae.